AUAUUAGGGAGCUCGUUUCGUUGGAUGAUGUUAUGGAGGAGCUUGGACUUGGUCCUAAUGGUGGCCUUCUAUACUGCAUGUAACAUCUUGAAGAAAAUCUAGAUGAUUGGUUGACAGAAGAAUUGGAUAACUACAUGGAUGAUGACUAUUUAGUUUUUGACUGCCCAGGUCAGAUAGAGCUCUUUUCCCAUGUUCCUGUUCUUAAGAACUUUGUGGAACAUUUAAAGCGAAAAAAUUUCAAUGUCUGUGCUGUGUAUUUGCUUGAUUCUCAGUUCAUGACAGACAUCACAAAGUUUAUUAGUGGUUGCAUGGCAUCUCUUUCAGCAAUGGUCCAACUUGAAUUGCCACAUAUUAACAUCCUUUCCAAAAUGUAUCUUGUGACCAACAAAAAGGAUAUUGAAGACUUCUUAAAUCCGGAGCCUCAAGUUUUGUUGUCAGAGUUGAAUCAACGGAUGGCUCCACAGUUUUCAAAGCUAAAUAAAGCUCUUAUUGAACUGGUGGACGAAUAUAACACGGUGAGUUUUGUACCACUUGACUUGAGGAAAGAAAGCAGUUCUAUAGUCCUCAGAAUAAAUGAUCGGAAAUAUAACAACACGACAGGAAGCUCUUAUUCUUUUCUCCUGGCUUUUAUACUUUGGCUUCGAGAUGUUGCAGUUCAUUUAAAUUGGUUUUACUGUUGCAUUGACUUGUCUUUGAAGGCCAAGCCUGAUAUGAUAUCGUUUGUUUUGAACAGUAUAAGAUACGUGUUGGCUCAAAUAGAUAUCUGCAUUCAAUACGGUGAAGAUGCAGAUGUGAAGAUUAAGGAUAUGGAUCCAGAGGAUGAUGAUUAAAUUCCAUUUCCUUUUCCAUUGAACUCUUAAGAUAGGAUGUCCUUUUUGGGGUCUCUUUGAUACUUUGUAUGAACUUCACAGAUCAAAUCAGACAGACUUAGAUAUUUGAGUUAAUAAGAAAGGUAAAAAUGAUGGUUCAUAUGAA
Cucurbita maxima (winter squash) is the source of this 975-nucleotide messenger RNA. Its product is annotated as GPN-loop GTPase 3-like. Gene Ontology annotation, molecular function: GTPase activity. The transcript has 7 exons. NCBI's taxonomy places the organism in Eukaryota, Viridiplantae, Streptophyta, Magnoliopsida, Cucurbitales, Cucurbitaceae. The record is from RefSeq and is a predicted model, not a curated record. The coding region runs from base 135 to 830 and encodes 231 amino acids.